AUGUUGUUCACACUGUCCAUCCUGCAGGAGUACACUAUUGACGUCUUCUUCCGCCAGAGCUGGAGGGAUGAGAGGCUUAAGUUUGAUGGGCCUAUGCAAGUUCUGCCACUCAACAACCUUCUGGCCAGCAAGAUCUGGACUCCUGAUACUUUCUUCCACAAUGGAAAAAAAUCUGUGGCCCACAACAUGACAACUCCUAACAAACUCCUACGACUAGUCGACAACGGCACGCUUCUCUACACAAUGAGACUGACCAUUCACGCAGAGUGCCCCAUGCACCUGGAGGAUUUCCCGAUGGAUGCACAUGCCUGUCCUCUCAAGUUUGGAAGUUAUGCUUACACAAACAACGAGGUGAUUUACUUGUGGACCCAGGGAGACGAGCGGUCAGUGGCUGUGGCAGAGGACGGCUCCCGGCUCAACCAGUAUGACUUACUGGGUCACGUUACUGGGAAAGAAACCAUCAGUUCCAGCACAGGAGAAUAUGUUGUGAUGACAACAUAUUUCCAUUUGAAACGGAAAAUUGGCUAUUUUGUGAUUCAAACCUACCUGCCGUGCAUCAUGACUGUGAUACUGUCUCAGGUGUCCUUCUGGCUCAACAGAGAGUCCGUUCCUGCACGCACUGUUUUUGGGGUCACCACUGUCCUAACCAUGACCACCCUGAGCAUCAGUGCUAGAAACUCCCUCCCUAAGGUGGCCUAUGCCACUGCCAUGGACUGGUUCAUGGCUGUGUGUUAUGCCUUUGUCUUCUCUGCCCUGAUUGAGUUUGCUACAGUCAACUACUUCACCAAGCGCAGCUGGGCAUGGGAUGGGAAAAAAGAGGGCAUGGAAAUAAGGGAACCGUUUCAGGCUAACAUGGCCAGGAUUAAAGAUAUGAGAAGAGAGUCUGCCACGUUGUCCAAAAAGACCAACAACACCUUCAACAUUGUCGGGACCACCUACGCCAUGAACGUGCCCAAAGACCAGGGACUGACAACCAUUUCCAAGAGCGCCCCGGGACCAUCAGCCAGACACUCGUACCUGCACAGAAUGGACGACCCCUACACAGAGGCCAAGAAAUCCUACAACCGCGUCAGCAAAGUUGACAAAAUAUCGCGCAUCAUUUUCCCAAUUCUGUUCUUCAUCUUCAACUUAGGCUACUGGGCCACGUACGUCAACAGAAAGCCUGCCAUCAUGAAGGCAAACAACCAAAACUGAAUCCUACCAAAUAGCCCGGUUUGCUUGGGGAAGGUUGAAAGAUUGAUAGAAGGCCAAGUCCAUUGCAUUUUAAUGUGUGCGUAUGUUUGUGUGCGCAUGUAUCGUGAGUCUGUUUUAUCCUUUUUUUUUUUUCUUUUACAUUUGAUAUGUUGCUGCAAGGCAAAGUUCAACAUGCAUAAGAUUCACAUGUAGUGGUGAACCCUGGAGGAAGCAUAUUCUCACAUCGGUCUGUGUAUGUGUAGCGUUGUACUUUUUUCCUUCCCCAUUUCGCUCUGGCCCUGUUCCCCCCUUCGAGAGGUACCACAAGUUCCAAGUUCCAAGCCUAGAUUGUUUGCCGUUUCGUAGAGUAGUCAGACUGUGCUUUCCCCACGUUUGGACACGUUUGUGUUGUAGAGCAAGCAGGCAUUUUAAGUUUCCACCGCUCAUUACCAGUGAUAAGGCGCUGACACAUCCACUGAGUAGACAACACGUUUGCACACGGACACACAACGAUGCAACAGAAAAAGAAGGCAGAGCCGCUCUCUGGUCACAUUGCUGUGCUCGGUUAGCUAGGCACAGCCUGUAUAGACUUUAUCAUUAAUAAUUGUCAGCGUCUGGCUUUCAGCUCCUGCUGAAUAUCAGUCCCAAUGCCCACUCCACAUGUUCUAGUCCACUUGUUCUUAUUGUUUUUAACUGGCUGAUUAUGGUUCAGUGACAGAUAAGCUAUGUGCCUUGGUAAAUACGCUCAUCACAAAGAUAAAGGCUGGAACAUGCUUAAACUCACAUUUCCGACACAUUCAUGCGCAAAAGCCAGCGUCUGUUUAACAUGCAGACAUUCACUGGUAUCCACUGGGCUAACACACUGCAUUAUAUCGACCGGCUGGCGGAUAAGGGCGCAAAAGUGUAAAGCUGCCUCUCAGUGUGUAAUGUGAACAGAUCUCUGCCUAUGAAAAGAUAAAGCGAAGAGUUAAGGAUGUGAUAUCGUCAGUCAUGUGCAUUUAUGUUUUGACUCGUGGUGCAACGCAUCCAUGAGCUGAGCAGUCACAACACAACGCCACCAUUACCUCAGAUUUAAGGGUUGAUGUUCAGUGUCUGUAUUUCAUAGAGGUGUAAUUUACAUUAGAUGUUUCAUUCAUUCAUACCAGAUAAUUCGGUUUUAUUUGACUCGGUUAUUGUUGCCGCUCCAUAAGUUUCCUACCCAGCCAAAAAAAGUUGAUUUUUGUCAUUCUUUUAUACUCUGUUGUGUGAAGUGUGUUGGUGCUCAUUUGAUUCUCGACAUAUGCCGUGUUGGUUUUGUGUUAGCUUGUAGAUAACAAAUGCCAAUAUGCCACAAUCAAAUAAGAGUCAUUAUUGGAGAUAAUUAUACAAUAACAUCCUGUCAAAUAAAUUGCCCAGUUCUCCACCUAUUUAUUUACUGGUUUAAUCAUCCAAUAGAUUAUUUUGGAGCAGGUGGUCUCCGCACUGACAAACGUCUCAAACUUUUUAUCUCCAUUUGAUUCGUGGCAUCUGUAUAUGUGUGUGACAAUCUUUAGCUAUGUGUUUAAUUUGGUA
This is a messenger RNA of Menidia menidia (Atlantic silverside), 2724 nucleotides long. Lineage: Eukaryota; Metazoa; Chordata; Actinopteri; Atheriniformes; Atherinopsidae. The record is from the annotation of a GenBank genome assembly.